AGGGAUGAUGAUUCCUGAUCUGCUUCUCACCUCCUCCCUUCUCUUCCCCAGGCUACCUGCUUCAGAAUGAUUCCCUGCAGAGCUGCGCUGUCUUUUGCCCGAUGUCUGAUCCGGAGAAAAAUAGUCACCCUGGACAGUCUAGAAGAUUCCAAAUUAUGCCGCUGCUUAUCCACCAUGGACCUCAUUGCUCUGGGGGUUGGAAGCACUCUUGGUGCUGGGGUUUAUGUCCUUGCCGGAGAGGUGGCCAAAGCAGAUUCUGGCCCCAGUAUCGUGGUGUCCUUCCUCAUUGCUGCUCUUGCUUCUGUGAUGGCAGGCCUUUGCUAUGCUGAAUUUGGGGCCCGUGUUCCCAAGACUGGGUCUGCAUACUUGUACACUUACGUCACUGUUGGAGAACUGUGGGCAUUCAUCACUGGGUGGAAUCUCAUUUUAUCUUAUGUGAUAGGUACAUCAAGUGUUGCAAGAGCAUGGAGUGGCACCUUUGAUGAACUUCUUAGCAAACAGAUUGGCCAAUUUUUCAGGACAUACUUCAAAAUGAAUUAUACCGGCCUUGCAGAAUAUCCUGACUUUUUUGCUGUGUGCCUUAUAUUACUUCUAGCAGGUCUUUUAUCAUUUGGAGUAAAAGAAUCUGCUUGGGUGAAUAAAAUCUUCACAGCUAUUAAUAUCCUGGUCCUUCUCUUCGUGAUGGUUGCUGGGUUUGUGAAAGGAAAUGUGGCAAACUGGAAGAUUAGUGAAGAGUUUCUCAAAAAUAUAUCAGCGAGUGCCAGAGAUCCACCUUCUGAAAAUGGGACAAGUAUAUAUGGGGCUGGUGGCUUUAUGCCUUACGGCUUUGCAGGAACUUUGGCUGGGGCUGCCACCUGCUUUUAUGCCUUUGUGGGAUUUGACUGCAUUGCAACAACUGGUGAAGAAGUCCGGAAUCCUCAGAAAGCUAUUCCUAUUGGAAUUGUGACUUCUUUGCUUGUUUGCUUUAUGGCCUACUUUGGGGUCUCUGCAGCUUUAACCCUUAUGAUGCCAUACUACCUCCUGGACGAGAAAAGCCCUCUGCCGGUAGCGUUUGAAUAUGUUGGAUGGGGCCCCGCCAAAUACGUUGUUGCGGCGGGUUCUCUCUGUGCUCUGUCAACAAGUCUUCUUGGAUCCAUUUUCCCAAUGCCUCGUGUAAUCUAUGCUAUGGCGGAGGAUGGGUUGCUUUUCAAAUGUCUAGCUCAAAUCAAUUCCAAAACGAAGACACCAGUAAUUGCUACUUUAUCAUCGGGUGCGGUGGCAGCUGUGAUGGCAUUUCUCUUUGACCUGAAGGCACUUGUGGACAUGAUGUCUAUUGGCACUCUUCUGGCCUACUCUCUGGUUGCCGCAUGUGUUCUCAUCCUCAGGUACCAGCCCGGCUUAUCUUAUGAGCAGCCCAAAUGCUGUCCUGAGAAAGCAGCUCUGGGGUCAUGUGGCAACAAGGCUGCCUCCAAGAGCGAGUCGCCGGUCACCAUGCUGCAGGGGCCGGGCCUCAGCCUGCGCCUCCUCAUCAGCCCCUCGGCUCUGCCUACACAGCAGUCUUCGUCUCUCGUGAGCUUUCUGGUGGGAUUUCUUGCAUUUCUUGUUUUGGGCCUGAGUAUCUUGACCACGUACGGAGUCCAAGCUAUUGCCCGGCUAGAAGCAUGGAGCGUUGCUCUUCUUGUCCUGUUUCUUGUUCUCUGCAUCGCCAUUGUGCUCACCAUUUGGAGGCAGCCCCAGAAUCAGCAAAAAGUAGCCUUCAUGGUUCCGUUCUUACCAUUCUUGCCAGCCUUCAGCAUUCUGGUGAACAUCUACCUGAUGGUCCAGCUGAGCGCAGACACUUGGAUCAGAUUUAGCAUUUGGAUGGCACUCGGCUUCCUGAUCUACUUCACUUAUGGUAUUAGACACAGCCUGGAGGGUCACCCGAGAGAGGAGGACGACGAUGAAGAGGCUUCCUCAGACAGCAUCAAUGCCGCGACAAAAGAAAAAGCCGCCAUUCAAGCCGACGACCAGCACCAAAGAAACCUCAGUUUACCUUUCAUAUUCCACGAGAAGACGAGCGAAUGCUAACGCCGGCUGGGGCCGGGCUGGUCCACAGUCGUACCGUACGUGUCCUGCGUGGAGUAAACCGUGACAGGCUGUCAUCACCGCACUGGGUCGCCGUGGCCUUGCUGCAGACGUAGCUCCCCUAACUUAUACUCGCUCACCCGGACAGCACCUUCUCACAUGGUGAAUUGUGUACCUGGGGAAACCUCCCAAGCUCUCUCCUCAGCGAUGACUGUCCCUCAAGUAGUGGGAGCGUGUGUGUACGUGUGUAUGUCUACAUGGGGGUGAAUGAAUGUCAUUAGUUGUUUGUGUUUCACUCUUGCGCCUGGUAUUUUUCUGGUGUUGUCAUUAAUGGGUGGCUUAUACUGCACAUGCUGAAAUGGAAAUGAUCACUGACUAGAAGGGUGUUUUGUACGUGCCUGGUGCUGUUGGGGAAAUAACCGGGGCUUUUCCUUAUUAGCUGUCAUUAACGUUGAUUAGAACAUGCUCAAAACGCAGUUACCCUUCCUGGUAUCUGUCGUUGGUCAGGAGCAAGAGGAGGGGAUAAGAAAUGAGCCUUUUCUAGAACUUAUCAAUGCCAGCAGCGGGUUUAAUCCAGAUUUUUCUUCCACAAAGUAUGGCCAUUUGCGAAAACCUCAGCCACGGGUGUGUUUGCUGGGCUACCCGGGGCGGGGGUGGUGCUCUGGGUCACCCGAGGACGCCCCUUGCAACUGCUGUGGUUUUUGAGAGAACCAGGCCUUCCACGUGUGAAUGAUAGACUCCCCCUCAGUCCCGGCAGAGGCUUGAGAACGGUGUGUGUGAUCUACUUGGGACCCUUUCUGCUAGAAAAGGAAGGCAGUCCCUUGGCAGGAAAGCUUGUGUGAGUGGCAGCGAAGAGGCUGUAUUUGGAAAUCAGAGUCAGACAGACGCUUGGAUAAGAAGACACCAAGCAACUUGGUCUUCAAAGUCCCGUAAAAUAAGCCAGUAAAAUCUUCCCGGAUCACACAAUUGGCAGAACGUUUUACAAUUUUCUUCUUUACUUAAUAACUAAUCACAGUUCAUUUUUUUCUUAAAACCUUUUCAGGUACAGAAUUCACUCCUUUCUUCCUAGUAUUUUGUCUUGUCCUAGAUAGGAGGGGUUGCACUAGCAGAUUAUGUCUUUACUACAUGCCAAAGUGGAAAAAACGAAGGGAUACAAGAAGAAGAAGUGUCCCUGUUCUGAGUUUAAAGUGCCUAUUUGGAUCUUAAAUUGCAUUUGCCCCAGUUUGAGGGGUUUGGGUCUAAUUUGCCUUUGAUGUUUCUUUUGGAAACAUGUAGGGAUGUUUUCCUUCCCCCUCAUCCUAUAAAUUGUUUAGCACUUUUUAUCUCACUUACUUUUAAUUGACCACAGUAAAUCUGUCAUACCCCAUUCCCAGUGGUUGGGGGAUAAAAUAUGUGGGCUAAAUACAUGAUUAUCGAAAACCGUAAGCAAAAAAGAAAAAUGAACCUAAUUAAAUUAAAGGUAUAUAGCACAGUAACCUUUCUAGGAGUAAAUGAAUUGUUUUUCUAUGUAAGAUUCUCUAAUUACUCUAUUUUACUUCAUAGGGUUCUCUCAUAGUGGACUAUUUACCUGCAGUGUGCUUUGCUUCUCAUGAAUUAUCUUUCUUACAAAUAAUUAAAUGGUUUACUGGGUGAGGCUAGGGGCUGCGUACUUACACACAGAUGGGUUACAUUCCCAGGAUAAAUGUGAUCAAGCACACCAGUUAACCAGCUUAAUCCAAAACGCAAGGACAACAUUUGUUUCCUGACAGCUCUUCCAAGAGAUUAUUUUACUGAUGCCAUUAAAAAGCAAGUUGUGAUCGUUCUAACCAAGAGUUUACUGUGACUAAAUAUCAGAUAAACAGAGAGAAAGCGUGGGUUUCUGGCUGCUAGUAUUGGAGCCUCCCUGAUCUAGAGCUCAGUACUGACAUUCCACUAUUGCCAGGGUGCCUGGUAAAGUCUGAGACCCAGAAUUCUCUUUCAGGCAUGUUUUUCUGGAGAGGAAGAGUUGGAUAUGCAAGGAGUAAAACAAUUUUGGUAAGGACUGUAGGCAUGAUCCUAAAUCUUUGUUCUAGUAUUAGGCUGAGAACCCCCUUUUAUUCUCUAAUUGAUCUAGACUAGGCCCUUCACACAGGGAACACAAGGACUUUCAUAUAUAAAUAUCUGAGUCUUUGUAACAAAAUCAAGAACUUUAUUUAGAAUGUGAUAGGCAGCUAAAACUCUUAAGCCCACUGUGUUCAAUUAGGAGCCGAAUUUAAUUACGAAUUACCUUUCCACAUUAAAACACUUGCAAACACAAAUAUCUAUGAAAAGAUGCUUUGUUGGUGAUUGUGCUUUUUUUUCUGUGAGGACUCAAAUGUGUGCUCCUAUCUCUGUAUGAGUGUGUGUAUAUAUAUGUAUAUGUCUGUGUAUUUCAAAUAGUGUGUAAGUCAGUUGGGUUUAUGAUGGUCUUUGGAGAUGAUACCAUUUGUAUGGAUAAAAGAACCCAAUUGAUGUGGAGAAAAAAUAAUGUUUUAUAUUGAUAGGUAUGCUUAUACAAAAUUUUUAGGUUUUAAACUAUUUUGCAAUAUACAGCAAUUUUAUAUGUAUGAUAUUUUCUAUAGAUUCUUUAAGAAAGAUAUAUUUAUCAUUUAUCUAAUGUGGAAUCACUAAACUCUAGUCCAUUGUAACAGGUGCUUUAUAAUCUGAAAUGGGGUAGGGAUAGGAGGUGUUAGGGUUUUUCUGUUUACUUAUUUCUGACGCACCUUUUCUAACAUCUCUGUCUUGCUCUGUGUUUAUUAGUAAAACCUAAUUCUAUCAACUCUUUCACUACCUCCCUAUUCUUACAUCCGAAUUCAUAACCUUUGAACAAAAUACUGCUUUUACUUUCUUAGGAUUACCAAGAUGUUUUGGUGCAGAUGUGACUGGUAGUCAACCACACUUCCAUUAACACCUCUCCAGAAAUGAAAAAAAAAAAAAAUGCAUACCACACAUUCUCUUAAUUGUGAUUGAGUAAGAACCAUUUAAAUUACUUUUCUUUCUUACAUUAGGAAAUACGCUUUCUUAAUAUUUUCAAUGAGAAACUUCAUAUCAGAGCACCUUUAUUUUAGACUCUUCACAGAAGGGAAAAGAAGAUUUGUGAAUAACCAUAGAAAGUCCCUGCUUACCUUACAUUUAAAAAGGUAGCUAUACAAAUUCAAGUUCAAGGCCUGUUUAUGAGAAAACUUACAACUUUUGAUAAAUAUUGAAAUGCAGAUUAUUGCUUACUCACAUUUUCCCCCUGAGAUAAACAUCAAGAAAACUUCAUUAAGACCAAAUACAUCCUUUAUAUAUACAUUGAAGAAAAACUAGUAUUAAUAUAUUUAAAACUUUACUAUUAACAACCAUAAUUAGAAGAAAAUAUCUCUUGCAGAAUUCUUUUCCUCGAAAAUACAAAAGCCUCUCUUUAAAUUUUCUGAAUAAAAGUUUUUUUGAACUUUUUUUUAGUUUUAAAAAUUAUCCACAAUAUUCGCUGAGUCCUGGGGAUUUGCAGAUAGUUGUUUGACCUAUUUUGAAUCAGACUCUAUAUUUACCGAGUUCUUUUCUAAACCAAUUUGUGUGCUGAACAGGGAAAAUAAGAAAAACUAUUGCCCUCGAGUGCCGAUAAUGCCAGGCUAGCAGGGCUAGUCCUCUUCCUUCAUAAAUCAGGGCAUAUUCUGAGGUACAAACUGCAUGAUAACUUUGUGCCAAGAUUCCAGCUUUCCCUCUGAUGUUGUUCCCAAUGUUCUCUGAUUUUCUCCCAAAGUGCUUCAAGCAACUGUAAUUAAUACCCAAACUACCACUUCCACAGAACUUCAAAGGAUUGGGUUUAGCGUGAAUAUCAAGGAGUGUUAAAAUUCACAUGAUGAACGUGAAUUUUGGGGAGAAGGGGAUUACUCUUUUUUUUUUUUUUUGCUAGUGCCAUCUCUGUAUAGUUUCUGCUUAUAUUCUCUUACAUGUCCUAAAAUAUCAAGGGAAAAAGUACCAAAGCUCAGCACAGGUUGUUUUUUAGCCAUGUAGAUUUGGAAGUAAGUUUGCUUGACUUUGUUGUUUAGCUGAGGUUUGGUUUUUUUUUUCCCCCUCUUUGUAUAAUUAUAUUUAAGCAUUUUUAAAUGAAUUUCUGGUUUCUGGAUUUUUUGAGAGGCCUGCUCUGUUUUGGUGGUUGUUGGUUUUUGUAGCAUUCAUUAUUGCUUAUAUGUACACAGUUUAGUCUUACUGAUCUCAAGUGCAUUUUCUUACAGUUCAACCCAACUGGCAACCGUACUGGCUGCCAGUAAUUAUACUGAGCUUACAGUCACCAUGGCUGAAGCCACUGCCAUUAUCUCUGGCCUUAAGAGAACCUCCUGUGACCACUGGUGCCCCAAGGGGAUCAUGACCAAGAGCCCAGGCUGGUUCUAGGAUCAGGCAGCCUGCAAAGCAUAAGCGUCCAUAGCUACCCUUGUUGAGUAGGGUCUUGGGAUGACAGGAUGGGAUAUGGAGUGAAAGACUUCCCAUGCGAGGUAGGAGUAUGGGUCCUUAAUUUCAGUUCUGAAUAUCCCAGGGACACAACAAGGGUCAAUGAUAAGGAACGUCUAUGACUCGUGGGAAGGGUGGCUGGUUCCUGCAACUGGUACCACAGGGUCUGGCCCACUGCAACCCCUGAAUGGGCAAUGACAGCCUCGUGGCGGAGAGUGCAUGGGCCCGGGCUCAGCUGGUGGAGAGCUUGUAUUUCCAGCAUGAUGAGGUUCUCUGGCCCAGGCCUGCUUAACGGGCUUUUCAUCUUUGGUGUUCACAAAGGCUGCCCCAUUGUGUUCUUGCUCGAUUUUGUUGUCCUUGUAUGUAACAGAAACUGUUGAUAGGGCCCAAAACCCUACAGAAAUUCUAUGUUGUAAAAGCCAACAGAGACAUUGGACUUGUCUGAAUGUAAAGAUUUUCUGUUUAGUAGAUAAUUUCAAAUUUAAAUGUUCUUAAUGAUAAUCAGAGUUCCUUUUUACUUACAAAGUUGGAUUAUUUUUUAGAAUUGUAAUAAAUAAAAACCAUUGCUGCUUUACCACUGUAAAA
Molecule: messenger RNA, 7056 nt
Organism: Neogale vison (American mink)
Lineage: Eukaryota; Metazoa; Chordata; Mammalia; Carnivora; Mustelidae
Gene: SLC7A2
Product: solute carrier family 7 member 2
Exons: 11
Coding region: 67-2046 (659 amino acids)
Biological process (GO): transmembrane transport; amino acid transport
Cellular component (GO): plasma membrane
Molecular function (GO): amino acid transmembrane transporter activity
Source: RefSeq, a predicted model, not a curated record